Messenger RNA from Paramisgurnus dabryanus, 1035 nucleotides. RefSeq names its product extracellular matrix protein 1a (gene ecm1a). Gene Ontology annotation, cellular component: extracellular region. Lineage: Eukaryota; Metazoa; Chordata; Actinopteri; Cypriniformes; Cobitidae. The record is from RefSeq and is a predicted model, not a curated record. Gene Ontology annotation, biological process: regulation of bone mineralization; signal transduction.
GUGGUCCCUCAAAGUUUCCAUCAGACCUGAAGGCAACAGUGCACAUUUUAAAAGAAGAACUAGAAAGGAAAUAAUUCAUGAUGGUUUGGAAAAGCACACUUGUUGCUAUUUUGAUUCUUCAGCUAAUUACCUGGGGAGGUGGACAGGACAUUGACCCUGAUGCACUUUUAAAAUUAAGUUUUCCUCCAGCCAAACCUACGCUCAGUAACCUUUAUGCAGUUUGUCUUCAUGGCAACGGCCGUGCCAGAUACCCUGCAAGCUGUUUUCCUUCUUCAAGUUAUGCUUAUGCUCAUCGAGCCGGAAAUGCAGUAAACAGAUUAGAGGCAUGGUUUGGUCAGUGCUGCUAUGGGGGCGUGGCCACAGGCAAAGGACAGAUCCUUUGCUGUGCCGAACAGGCGUGGAAAACUUCCCUUUCCCAGUUCUGUAUCGAUGAGUUCUCAAUCAUGACCGUAGCACAUGAAUGCUGUGACGUGAAAGGGGAAGACAGGUGGAAUUGCUUUAACAAACAGGCUGCUAAUCCCUCCUACCAGCCCCUUCCUGAUUUCAAUGCCCCAAUGAUACCACCUGACAGGAUUUUCAAUUGGGACCCUAAUACCUGUUAAAGGUCUGGUUGCUAAAUGAAUAUUGUGAUUUAGAAGUAUAUUUCAUAUGAAAACCUGAUCAUUUUUAUUUACUACAGCAGCAUACAUUUGAAAAGUUUUACCAUAUUAAUUCCUUGCUUCUCUAGAGUAAAAUAUUUUUAAAAUGUCAUGCUUUGUGUUUUAGAACAGGUGAAAUAAAUUCUGUUUAUCAACAUGUUUACAUUUUAAAUGUAUAAUUGUGUGUCAUUUAAAAAUAUGCAAUUUUGUGACAAAAACUUCUGAGUGUCAUUUUUUACUCAGUAAAAGUUUUGCAAUGAAUUAUUGGACAUUCAAAAUUAUUUUUGAAUAAACCAAUGCAGAUCAGCUAAUGAUUCUUUUCUGAUUUCUGUAAUGCAGAUGUUGGAAUUCUGGGAGAAAAUCAUUAGUGAACAUAUGAGGAGUGUAUCUAAAGCAA